Messenger RNA from Clupea harengus (Atlantic herring), 8078 nucleotides. RefSeq names its product mitogen-activated protein kinase kinase kinase 13 (gene map3k13). Lineage: Eukaryota; Metazoa; Chordata; Actinopteri; Clupeiformes; Clupeidae. The record is from RefSeq and is a predicted model, not a curated record. Gene Ontology annotation, biological process: JNK cascade; protein autophosphorylation. Gene Ontology annotation, molecular function: MAP kinase kinase kinase activity; ATP binding. Gene Ontology annotation, cellular component: cytoplasm.
UGGUUCAGAAGAUAUGGCCUCACGGCAUGAUUAGUAUCGGUCCGCCCCUCUGUUAUUCCCAGAGUUGGCCAAGAAUGAACUCUUUCUACCACUGCAUAGAACACAAGCAUGGAAUAGCUCGGUCUACUUGUCUACUAAACGGGUUUGACGUUAUAGUUUUCAUUGAAGCGUGAGCCAUACGUCGUUUAGUUUGUCAUUUAUGUCUACGCGACAUUCUUUAAAUAAAGCACCCUAAUUGGCCCUAGGCGUGGUGAUUCAAGUCACACUGAAAACUGAGAGACCACCUUGUUGUGACUGUGCACCGUAUGUGAUGGGAUACACUGAGGCUUGAUCACAUCUAUUUAUAGGGUCCCAUUCGGCACGAGUGGCGUUACAGGUGUAUGGUUGAGAAAACGCGGAAGUGACGUGGGUGCUCACAAAACAAGGAUUAAACCAUUGGAUUACUGUAAUUUGACGGCUAGAGCUGGAAUCCACCGCUCGGUCUCCGAGUGAAAAAUAAAAACGGUGACAAGCUUGAAGGGUCACGCCAGUUUGUGAGGAGAACAGACAGCACUGUACCAGGACAUGGUUAUCAGUUCUCGGAAAGAGCUCCAGUAGAAGUGUAAACUCGGCCCGGUGUGCGGCCCAUGCACACGCCCAGUGGCAUUAUGGGUAGCUCCCCCGAGGUGCUCUCCUGGACCUCCUGCCCCGGCCUGCUGGUGGGCAAACUCAAGGAGGAGCUCAAGCUCACAGUGGCGGGGGACGCCAUGAAGAAGACCACCCCCCCCACGGUGGGCACCCCCCAGGGCCCGCUCUCCCCCACGCUCCUCCCCACCGACCCCACCACUGGCCCCAACGCCAACACGAACGCCAACCCGCCCCCCCCAGAUCAUCACGGACCUGGCCCCCCCCAUGCACUUGCCCGUGCCCCUCCACCACCAGCUGAACCCCCCGCGGCUGUGCGGCUGUGACGACAACGACUCUGCUGCGCUGGGGGGCACGAGCCCGCCCGUCACGGCGCUGAGCGAGGACUCCACGCGCGAGCAGCACCACUUCGACAACAGCAUGCUCCAGCUCCAGGAGCACGAGGAGGCCGGGUCGCCGGGCUCAUGCGGCCACGGAGGGUGCGUCAGCGGCGGGGAGGAGGGCAACGAGGAGGGGGGCGGAGGAGGCGGAGGGGGUGAAGGAUGCCCCGAGGACCACCACGGCGGGGGCGGGAUGCACCCCCGAUACCACCAUCCCCACGACGACAUUAAGCUGCACUUCCACAGGGCGGGCCAGGGAGGGGGCUUCCUGGAGGGGCUCUUCGGAUGCCUGAAGCCCGUGUGGAACAUCAUCGGGAAGACCUACUCCACCGAGUACAAGCUGCAGCAGCAAGACAUGUGGGAGGUUCCGUUUGAGGAGAUCUCGGAGCUGCAGUGGCUGGGCAGUGGGGCGCAGGGGGCCGUGUUCCUGGGCAAGUUCCGCUCCGAGGAGGUGGCCAUCAAGAAGGUCCGGGAGCAGAAGGAGACGGACAUCAAACACCUGCGCAAACUCAAGCACCCCAACAUCAUUGCCUUCAAGGGUGUGUGUACCAUGGCUCCGUGCUACUGCAUCAUCAUGGAGUACUGUGCCCAGGGCCAGCUGUACGAGGUGCUGAGAGGAGGGCGCAAGAUCGCCCCGUGCCUGCUGGUGGACUGGGCAACGGGCAUUGCCAGUGGCAUGAACUACCUACACCUGCACAAGAUCAUCCACAGAGACCUCAAAUCACCAAAUGUGUUGGUUACGCACAACGACAUGGUGAAAAUCUCGGACUUCGGGACCUCCAAAGAGCUCAGUGACAAGAGCACCAAGAUGUCCUUUGCGGGUACGGUGGCCUGGAUGGCCCCCGAGGUGAUCCGGAACGAGCCAGUGUCAGAGAAAGUGGACAUCUGGUCGUUCGGGGUGGUACUAUGGGAGCUGCUGACGGGGGAGAUCCCCUAUAAGGACGUAGACUCUUCAGCCAUCAUCUGGGGGGUGGGCAGCAACAGCCUGCACCUGCCCGUGCCCUCCACCUGCCCCGACGGCUUCAAGAUCCUCAUGAAACAGACAUGGCAGGGGAAGCCUAGGAACAGGCCCUCAUUCCGGCAGAUCCUCCUGCACCUGGACAUCGCCUCGGCCGACGUGCUGGGAGCCCCUCAGGAGACCUACUUCAAGUCUCAGGCGGAAUGGCGUGAGGAAGUAAAGAAGCACUUUGAGAAGAUCAAGAGUGAGGGCACAUGCAUCCACCGGCUGGACGAGGAACUCAUCCGGCGCAGGAGAGACGAACUCAGGCAUGCUCUGGACAUCAGGGAGCACUAUGAGAGGAAGCUGGAGAGGGCUAAUAACCUCUACAUGGAGCUGAGUGCCAUCAUGCUGCAGCUGGAGGUCCGGGAGAAGGAGCUCAUGAAGAGGGAGCAGGCGGUGGAGAAGAAGUACCCCGGCAGCUACAAGCGUCCCAUGGUGCGGCCCGUCGUCAGGCCCAACGCCGUGGAGAAGCUCAUCAAGAAGAAGGCCAGCGUGGCACACAAGCCCGGGACCCAGACGCCCAAGAGGCCUGACCUGCUACGGUCUGAUGGCAUCCCCAGCACGAGCCCCCACCCCUCCCCGUCGCCCCUCUCCGGCAGCCCCAAGGUCUCCACACCGCCAGGCAAGGCCCGCUACCGCAGCAAGCAGCGCCACCGACGGGCAAACAGCAAGGGCAGCCACAACGACUUCCCGGGGGUCCUGAAGAGCAACAGCACGGGGAUCGUUGGCAGUGGCAGCGGCGGAGCAGCCAGCAGCGAAGAGCAGCAGCCUCUCCAGCAGUCUCUCCAGCAACACCACCACCACCACCUCCUCCUCCACCACCACCAGCAGCAUCUGCCGCUGAAGACCCGGGAAAACGCGGUGGCCACCUGUGCCAACAACCUGCGCUACUUUGGCCCGGCGGCCCCGCUGCGCAGCCCCCAGACGGACCACUUCAAGCGCCUGACGUCCGGCUCCAACCCCGACCUCAUCUCCACGGCCGUGGACGCAGACUCCCACCGCGUCGGCAGCGGUGGUGGCGUUCUGGAGGCCACGUCGACCGUCGAGGAUGCCACCGCGUCUCCGAUCCCCGCCGCCGCCGCCGCGGGUCUCGCCGUGUCUGCCUCCUCCCUGAGCAGCUCUGGGCUUGGUCCGCUGUGCCCGUGCUGCCAGGCGCACCCUUACCCCGACUGCCCGCACUGCCAGGAAGAUGCCCCCGUCCCCGCCAACCACCCCGAGCUGCCCCACUACUCGCUGCUCAGCACCUGCGAGAGGAGCCCCCAGCCUGCCGCGCCCCGCCUGGGUGAGCCCGUCUCAGACACGGAGGGCCUGGGCCAGGAGGGGGGGCGGCAGGGGGGGAGGGCCGAGGGGCAGGGGUCCCCGCGACCCAGCCUCCCCUCUGGGCUCAUCCGCAUGCUCAGGCCCCUCAGGAAGACUGGCGAUGAGUCAUCCGAAGAGGAAGAAGGGGAGGUGGACAGCGAAGUGGAGUUUCCACGGAGACAGAGGCCCCACCGCUGCAUGAGCAGCUUCCAGUCCUACUCCACGUUCAGCUCGGAGAACCUGUCGGUGUCCGACGGCGAGGAGGGCAACACGAGCGACCGCUCCAACAGCGGCCCGCUGGAGCGCCUGAGCGCCAGCCAGGAGGAGCAGCUGGACGACCUGCUGUCCAACACGCCCGAGAUCCCCAUCGACAUCUCCACGCAGUCCGACGGCCUCUCCGACAAGGAGUGCGCCGUGCGGCGCGUCAAGACCCAGAUCUCCCUGGGCAAGCUGUGCUCCGACGAACAUAGCUACGAGAACCCGCUGCACUUUGGGGAGUCCGACUGUGACUCCUCAGACGCCGAGUGUUCCGACGCUACCAUCCGCAACCCAAAGCCCUGCGCCCCCUCUACCUGGUGAGGGCCGGACCAACCUCAGAACCCCGCCUCCGCACCGAGGGAAACCAUGGCAAUAACCAACCAGAUCGGCUGCAUACAGCCACGCCCCCACCCCCACCCCCACCCUCGCUGAUACCCUAUGCUCCACCCCCCCGCCCUCCCUUAGAGUCCAUGCCCCCAACCUCACUACCCAGUCACCUUGGCAACCUAAAGCAGGGAUUCCUUCGAAUGACACUGUAGCAAACUAUAUAGCAUUCAAAACUUUUAUUUUUGUUUGAGGUCUCAAGGAAGUGAAAACAAAAUCAGGAACUCUGUAUAGAUUAAAACAAAAUCGAAAAAAAAACAACUAAACAAAAAAAAAGAAUAACUUUGCAAUGUAGGCGUGUGUGGAGUAUGUGUUUUAGAUCGGACUGACACGGGACACUAGUAUCUGUGACCCCAGUGAGACUGGACAUUCAUGUAAAAUAUGAGACGUGUAUGUGUGUGGGAGUGUGUGUAUGUGUAUGUGUUGCCCUUGGUUUCUUGGGCAUAGCAGUAGGUCAGUAUAGUUAAAGACCAUUCCAUGGUGGGGACCAGCUGUUGGCCAUCCUUUCAGAAGGGACCCGAUAAGUGACCCUUAACCUUUGCAUCCCCCUCGACAUCAUUUAGCCAGCCUCCUCUCACUGGCUAAGCAGAGCUACCUGUUCAAUCUUAGGUUUACAGAAUCGACCUCCAUCCCUCGCCCUGUCUCUCGCCUUAGCGGGGGAAUCAGGGAUGUAUCCCGAGUUUAUAAACACCAGCAUGAGGCAUCCAUCCUCCCAACCCGUCCCCUGUCUCUCCCACACCUCUCUCUCUCUCUCUCUCUCUCUCUCUCUCUCUCUCUCUCUCUCUGUCCGCCAACGUGCUUUUGUUCAAAUGGAUCUCUCCCCCCCCUGUAGAACCCUCUCUUGCAUGGCCUGAAAGCUUUCAACAAGUCACGGGGGGGUGGCCGAUGUGGCGGAGGAGACCGUGGAAGAUGGAAUUCCGGAGGCGGCGCACACCUCAUACAGGACCAGCAGGGGGCCGGUCAUGCAGGAAGCUGUUUGGAGGCAGCAUACAAUAAAAGACACACACACACACACACACACAACUAGGCGCUGAUCAUGUCCUCUUCACGUUCUCUCUUCAUCUCAGGAGUGUUUGGAACAGGAAAGGGCCGAGAGACUUAGCAGGAGGAGCACCAAUAAAAAAACGCUAAGGACUCUUUGUGCUUUAGUCUUAUGGGCAGGCCGCUGUCUCGGCUCAUUGAUGUUUAGUUUAACAUGGCUGACUUUGUUUUUGUCUCAUUAUGUUUUCCUGGUCAUUCACCCGCCCAUAAUUAGCAGGAUGCGUGCAGUGGUGGUUCGUGUGAGUUUGCAGUAUCCCUUUCAAGGAGUUUGCUCAGGCAUAAAAGUCUGUCUUUUCGUUGUUGUUGUUGUUGUUGUUGUCAUUGCCGUUGUUGAUGUUAUUGUUCUUGUAUAUGCUCUUGAUUCUUUGUUUGUUUGCAUCGUUGGUGCUGAAGGAGCGCAAAAUGAAUGUUUACAGUAAGGUAAAAAAAAAAAAAAAAGAAAAGAAAAACAACUGAGAAGCACAGGCUCGGUCCCAUGCCCGUCUGCGGACGGCUGCUCGGACCAGGAAUGAACCAGCAAUAAAGUCGGUUUCUGCUCAGGCUGAAAAUAGAUUUGAACUGCUCAGGAGUGUCCAGCAGGCUGGACAGACAUAUGCUCAGACAAGUCGGAAGUGACGUGUAGUGAGACGCAGCUUUUGAGAUCCUUUAUAUUUUUUAAACGGAGAAAUUCCAGAAUCUGAUGCUCAGGUAUUGAUUUGACCACAGUGUUCAGCGUUAUAGCAAUGAGUGACCACUAGGUGGUGGCAGACUUCUUGAUAUAUAUAUCUCUUUACCCCCACAAUCCUUGCUGUGAAGGAGAGAUGGCAUUUUAUUUUGCAUUCCAGUUGAGUCAGGCUAGAGCUCCCUGACUAUUUAGAGAACUGAACUGUGUCAUACUUCAUGUCUGUCACGAAUUUGUAUGUUUUUUUUUUUUUUUCUAUCCAAGUGAAGGGAUACUGCAUCUUCUCCAUAAACUCUUACUGCCGUAGGUCAUCCAUUUUUAAUUGUUGUCUUUUAUGGUAUACGUGUUGAACGUGUCAUUAGGAUGGCCGGGUGUUAAAAAUGAACUAGAUUUAAGUCAUAUCCUGUUCUUGUUCGCGGAGAGAUGUUGGCAAAAUGAACUAGAUUAAGUCAUAUCCUGUUCUUGUUUCGUGGAGAGAUGUUGGCUAAGAUGGCGCAAGCUGUGAAAUGAAAUGAAAUGAAAUGCCUCUGCCUGUUUUGCAAGGAGACGUGGUUUUGUGCUUUUGGACAAUUGCCAAUACGAUCCAAGAAUACACAGCUAAAGAUCAAAGCAAAGGAAGACCAGAACAAGAACUUACCAUUAAGGCCAGCAGGACCAGAACGGAACCAGAGCCGGACUCCUCAUGAUCCUGUCAUCAUGUCUUUGAUAUCUGUAAAACCGCUUGCCUACUGUAUAACCACUUAAAUGUCUGGAUCAAAAGCGUAAGAACUGGGUUUUAGGGUUGAGCAGACCAAAUGCCAGUGACCUCAAAAGACAGGAACUGGGUUUUAGGGUUGAGUAGACCAAAUGCCAGUGAACUCAAAAGACAGGAACGUUAAUUAUUGUGUUUGGGAUUUGUUUUACAUGAAAUGGGCCCAUUGUCUUGUUUAUUUAGUUUACUUGUGGUCCACUUAUAACACUAUUCGGAUCACCAGAAAUAAAACUAUGGUGUUAAGGCAAAACCUACAAUUAAUUCCGGCAUAUAAAAGCCAUUAGUAGACCCUUGUAAAGUAUGACUUAUUUUAUGUGUUGAUUUUAAGGUUAAUUUAAUUUAAUGUUAUUUUUCUCUUCAAUAUUUUUUGUAGCUGGCCUACAUGAUUAUAAGUUAUGGAUAACCUGGACAGUUAAAAGAAAUCAGUGUAAUCUCCUGACCUCUUGACCUUUAUGUUUGUUUGUUUGUUUGUUUGUUUGUUUGUUUUUUUCCUUUAUCUUUUGACAUCCCUCAGUAAUUCUGACUGGAUUGAAAUCCUCUGACGGGUUCCUGAGUGGGACUGCUGAAGGUGAGAAAGAGAAGGGAUGCAUCUGUUGCUUCUCUUCUCUUCUCGUCUCGUCUCGUCUCUUCUCUUCUCUUCUUGUCUCUUUCCCCUUCGAUGGUCUGAGGACCCGCUCGCUCCUGUUGGCUUUUAGGCCUCUCGCGUCCCUUCAGAAGCGGGCAGUGGAAGUUAGUAGACCGCAGUAUCCACUCGCGCGUUAGCUAAUGCUUUGAGUAUUGACAAACAGACCUAGCCAGCAAACCACCCAAUGUAUUUUGGGGACCCCUCUCUCCGGCGCGCCCUUUUAAGGGCAUUCUGUGUCUGUUGUCUGCUUUCAGGUCAUCACCCCGGCAACCAGGGAGGGUUGUCCAUCACCUUAUCUGGUGUCAGACUCCUGCACCAACAGGAGGGCUUGUUUUAAACGCAGGCACUUCACUGGCACAAUGCCAAAACACAUCCAGGGUACAGUGUUAGUUCUUAACCACACACACACACACACACACACACACACACACAAUGGUGUAAUCUUGACCCUGUGGUCAAGAUUGUCAGGGUGCAGACAUGUAUUUAGCUCUAGCAGUAGGUAGAGAUAGGUAGUGUUUUAACGAGUAGACUUUUACAAGCAGAGCAAGACCGACUCUGAAUAGAGGCUGACCCAAAUCCAGACCGGAUCCACUUCAGAAUGGGCAGAUGUUUCAGCCAAGAGGAACUAACACACUGUCAAGUUACAGACAUCUGCCAACUCUUUCUUUCUCUUUCUCUCUCUCUCUCUCUCUUUUCUCUGUGUCAUCAUAUUCUCUCAUUCUCAUGGAUAGUCCAUACUUCAACUGCUUUUCCCCCCCCAAACAGCUCUGUUAAUAGUAACUGACUUUGUGCAGAAUGUCAUUUAAUCUGUUGAAGCGUCAUCUCUUCCUGGUUUAUUUCUCUCCCCCCUCCCGUCUCUGUCGUUCUUACUCACAUCCCGCCUUUUUCCCGUCUCGCCUGUAAUUAUUUUUUUCUUGAAUGGCGUAAUGAUCAACCAAUCCUGAUAAUUUCCUGUAUUAGCCAGUGUACAGUGCAAUGGGGGGGAUGGGGGGAGGGGUGGGAGUAAACCUGAAGCAAACAACUGCAUGGAAUAAACACUGAUGUACUGUACCAAA